This is a messenger RNA of Postia placenta MAD-698-R-SB12, 888 nucleotides long. RefSeq lists its product as hypothetical. The transcript has 8 exons. Gene Ontology annotation, molecular function: actin filament binding. Gene Ontology annotation, cellular component: actin cortical patch; F-actin capping protein complex. The record is from RefSeq and is a predicted model, not a curated record. Gene Ontology annotation, biological process: barbed-end actin filament capping; actin cytoskeleton organization. Lineage: Eukaryota; Fungi; Basidiomycota; Agaricomycetes; Polyporales; Adustoporiaceae. Bases 1 to 888 code for a protein of 295 amino acids.
AUGAACGCAGCAGAACGCCUUGGAGCCGCGUCCAAGUUUUUACUUCAAUCACCUCCGGGAGAGAUCAACGAUGUCCUCAACGACGUGCGCAACAUCAUCUCGGACGAUGAGUCACUCCAGGAGGGUGUCCUUCCUGCAUUGCGCGAAUACAACCUCGCGCAGUUCAUUACUGCAGACGUUCCGGGCCACAACCACCAUUCCAUCAUCAGUGCUGCUGCAAGAGUCGUGAAGGCGGAUCAAGAGGAAGGCGAGAACAUAGACCGGUUCUGGGAUCCUCGCUCGAGGACGAGCUUCCGUUUUGAUCAUCUGAGCCUCGAAACCUCUGAGCCAGAACCUUACGAGCCGGACGCGGAGUCAGAGCCCUUCAGAUCGGCCCUCGAGACGUCAACGCUGUCGUACCUUGGUGCACAUUACCAUGGCGGCGUCGCAUCCGUAUUUCCUGCACCUCAAUCUACAACGCGCUUCUUUAUACAGAUUGUCGCCAACAAGUACAACCCAUCGAAUUUCUGGUCCGGGCGAUGGCGCUCGGAAUAUAUCCUGGACCUAGAGGAGAAACAGCUGAAGGGAAAGAUCCAAGUAAACGUGCACUACUAUGAACAGGGGAACGUCCAGCUCUCUACAACACACGAUGCUGACCUUCCUCUGCCUCCGAUGAUCACUCCGUCCAAUACCUCGUCUGCAUCAAAAGUCCUUGCGCUCAUCGAGGCGGAAGAGGGAAAAUACCAGGCAUCGCUCAGCGACGCCUACGCCGAGAUGGGCGAGAAGACGUUUAAGGGCCUCCGGCGCGCGCUGCCUAUGACUCGUUCAAAGUUGGAUUGGGAUAAGGUGUUGGGCUAUAAGCUCGGAGCUGAAUUAACAUCGGGAAGAGGUGGUUUCGGGGCGUCAUAG